AUGUGUCAUAAACCUUUGUUACCUGAUGAGAUGGCUGCUUAUGUGGCACUCCCAUCACCACAUGCACCUCACUAUCGCCACCAUCACUGCCCUCAGCCGCCACCACCCACCUCCAUCGCCAUCUGCCAUCACCACCCACCACCAUCGGCCACCACCAACCUCCACCACGAUCAACCAUCACCACCAACCACCAUCAGCCGCCACCUACCUCCACCGCCAUCAACCAUCGCCAUCACCAUUACCACGUCACAUCCAACUCCACUACCAUCAUCAGCCAUCAGUCGUCACCAAAAAGCGAACCAAACACCCAAAUUAUCAAAAAAAUGGAUUAGCUACUAUCAAAUUGGCAUUUAA
Messenger RNA from Helianthus annuus (common sunflower), 354 nucleotides. RefSeq names its product leucine-rich repeat extensin-like protein 5. Bases 1 to 354 code for a protein of 117 amino acids. Lineage: Eukaryota; Viridiplantae; Streptophyta; Magnoliopsida; Asterales; Asteraceae. The record is from RefSeq and is a predicted model, not a curated record. The transcript has a single exon.